AGCCGCCGCCGCCGCCGCCUCGGUCGAGCCCCCCGCCGCCCGCCAGCCCGCCGGCCGGCCGGCCGCCGCCGCUCUCCGGAGCCGCCCCCGCCCGCCCCCUCCGCGCGUCCUCUCUCGCUCGCUGCGCAGCGGAAACAUGGCGGCGGGCAGGGAGUGAGCCGCCCCGCGCCGUCGCUGCGCCCGCAGAUUUCUCCAUCUUGUUAAGGAGGAAAUUCCUAUUUGAUAUAGCUGAUGAUACCAUGCAAAAAUCAGAUCCUCGAAAAGUAAUAGACUGGAAUGAUGUUAGAAAACAUAAAUAUGGUCAUCUAUCAGAGUCUGCAUCCCAAUAUCAAGAAGCUACUGACAUCCUGGAGCUAGGUCAUUUUACCUGGGACAAAUACCUAAAAGAAACAUGUUCAGUCCCAGCGCCUGUCCAUUGCUUCAAGCAGUCCUACACACCUCCAAGCAACGAGUUCAAGAUCAGCAUGAAAUUGGAAGCACAGGACCCCAGGAACACCACAUCUACCUGUAUUGCCACAGUAGUUGGACUGACAGGUGCUCGCCUCCGCCUUCGCCUUGAUGGCAGCGACAACAAGAAUGACUUCUGGCGGCUGGUUGACUCAGCUGAAAUUCAGCCUAUCGGGAAUUGUGAGAAGAAUGGGGGUAUGCUGCAGCCCCCUCUGGGAUUUCGGCUGAAUGCUUCUUCUUGGCCCAUGUUCCUUUUGAAGACGCUAAAUGGAGCAGAGAUGGCUCCCAUCAGGAUUUUCCACAAGGAACCACCGUCACCUUCUCACAACUUCUUCAAAAUGGGAAUGAAGCUAGAAGCUGUGGACAGGAAGAACCCUCAUUUCAUUUGCCCAGCCACUAUUGGGGAAGUGCGGGGCUCAGAGGUCCUUGUCACUUUCGAUGGGUGGCGAGGGGCCUUUGACUACUGGUGCCGCUUUGACUCCCGUGACAUCUUCCCUGUGGGCUGGUGUUCCUUGACUGGAGACAACCUGCAGCCACCUGGCACUAAAGUUGUGAUUCCAAAGAAUCCCUACCCUGCAUCCGAUGUGAACACUGAGAAGCCCAGCAUCCACAGCAGCACCAAAACUGUCUUGGAGCAUCAACCAGGGCAGAGGGGGCGUAAACCAGGAAAGAAGCGGGGCCGGACACCCAAGCCCCUAAUUCCCCAUCCCAUCUCUACCCCAUCCAAGUCAGCUGAGCCUUUGAAAUUCCCAAAGAAGAGGGGUCCCAAACCUGGCAGUAAGAGGAAACCUCGGACUUUGCUGAACCCACCACCCACCUCACCAACAACCAGCACCCCUGAACCGGACACCAGCACUGUACCCCAAGAUGCUGCCACCAUACCCAGCUCAGCCAUGCAGGCCCCCACAGUUUGUAUUUACUUGAACAAGAAUGGCAGCACAGGCCCCCACUUAGAUAAGAAGAAGGUCCAGCAGCUCCCUGACCACUUUGGGCCAGCCCGAGCCUCCGUGGUGUUGCAGCAGGCUGUGCAGGCUUGCAUCGACUGUGCUUAUCACCAGAAAACCGUCUUCAGCUUCCUCAAGCAGGGCCACGGUGGUGCAGUUAUCUCAGCCGUGUUUGACCGGGAGCAGCACACGCUCAACCUCCCAGCAGUCAACAGCAUCACCUACGUCCUCCGCUUCCUGGAGAAGCUCUGCCACAACCUUCGCAGUGACAAUCUGUUUGGCAACCAGCCCUUUACACAGACUCACUUGUCACUUACCACCACAGAGUACAGCCACAGCCACGACAGGUACCUACCAGGUGAGACCUUUGCCCUGGGAAAUAGUCUGGCCCGGUCUUUGGAGCCACGCUCAGACUCAAUGGACUCUGCCUUGAAUCCCACCAAUCUUGUCAGCACUUCCCAAAACCUUCGAAAUCCAGGGUACCGGCCUCUGCUUCCAUCCUGCAGUCUCCCACUGGGCACUGCCUCAGCUGUGCGCAGGCUCUGCUCCAGGGGGCCAGACCGCCGGGACGCCUCUCGGCUGAGUGGCCGGGACCCCUCCUCGUGGACGGUUGAGGAUGUGAUGCAGUUUGUCCGGGAAGCUGAUCCCCAGUUUGGACCCCAUGCUGACCUCUUUCGCAAACACGAGAUCGAUGGCAAGGCCCUGCUCCUGCUGCGCAGUGACACGAUGAUGAAGUACAUGGGCCUGAAGCUGGGGCCUGCGCUCAAGCUCUGCUACCACAUUGACCGGCUGAAGCAGGGCAAGUUCUGAGCAGGGCAGUGCAGCCGGGACGGCCGAGGGGUCCAGCAGAGGGGGCUCUUCUCCCAGGAGGGAGGGCCGUCAGGCACCUCAGCAGGGUCCGAGGCCACCUCAGGACUCCAGGAGGCUGUGUGGAGCCACCCCACUGCCCCCUCCUGCCAUGAGAUGUCCUUCCAUGAAGGACCGAGGAGCGGGGUGUGCGGCCCAGGCACUGCUCUUCCCUUCAGCCCCGUCUUGGCUCUGAGGUCCCGUGUAUUUAUUUCUCAAGCCUGGGUGGCCUCCCUCCAGGAGUUUAGACCGAACACCUUCCAGGUGAUGGAGGAAGGGGCUGACCUGUGAGGUCUCGAAAGAUGGGGCCCUGAAGCAACACUCGCACCGGGUUCCCUUACCAGCUGUUGGGCCUGGUGGUGUGGCUCCCACAGCUCCUGCCUUCUCCUCACGAGAUCCACAGACCCCAAACUCAUGGUGCAAACCUCUACCUUUUUUAAAAAGAGAUCUUUUCUUAUUAUUAAUUUAUUGUUUCUGGCACUUGGGCAAGCCCUCCAGUUCAUACCCCUCUUGCUCCAGACACUGGUUUCAGGAGGAGGGAGACCCACACAGGCCCUCUCCAGAGAGCUGUGGCCCCUUCUCAGAGGACAUCACCCAGGCACCUUCUCCUUGGGAUGGACAGACCUACCAAGCCUUGACCACGUCAUCCAGCACAGGGAGGAGAGGGUCCCUGUCAUCUCCCCUCUCUCCCUCCACUGGCCCUCUGCAGCCCCGGCCUCAUCUGUGGGAACAGGAGUUCCUACCCUGCACUGCCCCGCCACAGCUCCUUGCCCUGGCCAGAAUUGCUGCCAAAGAAGGUUGGGCCCAGUGUUUUAAGCCAAGAAGGCCCUAAGAUGGAUGGGAGAGAACGGUCUCUAGGCUGGAGUCUGGUUGCACCCACUCCACUGUCCACAGGCUUCUUUUGUAAGCAAGUCAGCAGUUCAGCUGCCCCCGCUGCCAUCUGGACUUAUUUUAUGUCAAUUUGUUUAUAAAUAAAAAACAAUAUAGAUGCCA
Molecule: messenger RNA, 3230 nt
Organism: Cervus elaphus (red deer)
Lineage: Eukaryota; Metazoa; Chordata; Mammalia; Artiodactyla; Cervidae
Gene: SCMH1
Product: Scm polycomb group protein homolog 1
Exons: 15
Coding region: 240-2201 (653 amino acids)
Biological process (GO): regulation of DNA-templated transcription
Cellular component (GO): nucleus
Molecular function (GO): protein binding
Source: RefSeq, a predicted model, not a curated record